UCUCCAACCAUGGCUCUCCCCACAACCAUGAAAGCCUGGCAAUACACCACAACCAAAGGCGGCCUCAUCCCCAACCUCAAACUCAACCCGACGGCCUCCUUCCCCACCCCCAAAGACCCCUCAACCCAACACAUCGUCCAAAUCUUCUCCACCUGUCUAAACCCCGUCGACGUCAAGCCCGCCGAAGGUCUCCCCUCCUUUAUGCUCCCCAAGCCGGCAACGCCCGGUAUCGACUUCGUCGGCAAGCUAGUCGUGCCCGCCAAGAACUCGGACUUAAAGGCUGGGCAGGUUGUAUUCGGUGGAGCAGGGCUUAGUCCAUUUGCGGGUGGUGCCUGUGCCGAGUACGCCAUUGCGGACAUCAAGGCUUUAGCGGCCCUGCCUGCAGGCUUGCGCGAAAGCGACGCUGCUACGAUAGGGGUGGCGGGAAUGACGGCGUAUCAGACUAUCGUGCCACAUGUCAAAGCCAACGACCGAAUUUUCAUUAAUGGUGGCUCGGGAGGUGUGGGUGUUUUCGGUAUCCAAAUCGCGAAAGCAGUGGGUUGUCACGUUACCACCGCGUGCUCGACUGCGAAUGUGGAGUUGUGCAAGAGCUUAGGCGCGGACGAUGUAAUCGAUUAUAAGAAAGGGAGUGUGGUGGAGGCACUGAAGAGCAAGCCACCCUUCGACCAUGUCGUCGACAAUGUAGGAAGCGAUCCGAAUUUGUACUGGAAGGCGCACGAGUAUAUGAAGAAGUCGGCCAAGUUUGUUGGGAUCGCGGGGGAGCCGUCACUGAAGUUCGUCAUUUUCACCGCAAAGGUUCGGUUGUGGCCUGGUUUCUUGGGUGGCGGGAAGAGGAAGUUUGAGGGGUUCUUCGCGCAGCAAAAGAUAGAUGAUUUGUUGAGGAUUGCGGGGUGGAUGAAGGAGGGGAAGGUUAGGGCGGUUGUUGAUGAGAGGUUUCCGUUCGAGAAGUUGCCGGAUGCGGUUCGGAGGUUGAAGACUGGACGGGCGAGGGGAAAGGUCAUGGUGGAUGUUACGGCUGGAGACGGGAAAGCAUGAGGCUGAGUUACUGAUGUUCUCGUUUUUUCUUUUGUCAUUGAUAGACAUUGUAAUGAAGUUUCAUCAUAUAAUUCGAAUGGUUUGACGCGUCCACG
Mytilinidion resinicola is the source of this 1130-nucleotide messenger RNA. RefSeq names its product putative zinc-type alcohol dehydrogenase-like protein C16A3.02c. The record is from RefSeq and is a predicted model, not a curated record. The transcript has a single exon. The coding region runs from base 10 to 1035 and encodes 341 amino acids. Lineage: Eukaryota; Fungi; Ascomycota; Dothideomycetes; Mytilinidiales; Mytilinidiaceae. Gene Ontology annotation, molecular function: oxidoreductase activity.